Ciona intestinalis (vase tunicate) is the source of this 1226-nucleotide messenger RNA. RefSeq names its product DNA polymerase beta-like. Gene Ontology annotation, cellular component: nucleus. Gene Ontology annotation, biological process: base-excision repair; double-strand break repair via nonhomologous end joining. The record is from RefSeq and is a predicted model, not a curated record. NCBI's taxonomy places the organism in Eukaryota, Metazoa, Chordata, Ascidiacea, Phlebobranchia, Cionidae. Gene Ontology annotation, molecular function: DNA binding; DNA-directed DNA polymerase activity.
GGCGAAAAGAUUAUUAAUAUGGCAGCACUGAGUAAGAAAAAGUUUCUUUGGAAAAAAUGAUUAAAAUUUUGAUUCGAAAACAAAAUGGAUUGUUUGUAAACAAUGGGUGUAAACAUACGUCAUAAAGAGCUUCUCAUGGAAAAUAAUUCUAUUUGUUUUCAGUAGGUUUAGGAUGAGCAAACGUAAAGCACCCGAAGAAAAUAUUAAUUCAGGAAUUUGUGAUUUUUUAAUCGAAUUGGCAGAUUAUGAAAAGAAUGUAAAUCGCGCGUUUCAUAAAUCCAACGCUUAUCGCAAAGCCGCAAGUUCUAUAUCAAGGUUUGGAAAGGAAAUCAAAUCCGGGGAUGAGGCGCGAAAAUUGGAGGGGGUCGGUGCCAAGAUAUCCGACAAAAUAAACGAGUUUCUUAAAACUGGAAAGCUGGAAAAACUUGAAAAAGUUCGAAAAGAUGAAACGUCACAAAUAAUUUCGCUUUUUACGAGAAUCAGCGGUGUUGGGCCGGUGGCUGCAAGAAAGUUGAUGGAACUUGGCUUCAAAAGUUUGGAGGAUUUAAAAAAUAAUUCUGAGAAAUUGAAUCACCAUCAAAAUAUUGGGGUCAAAUAUUUUGAUGAUUUUGAAAAAAGGAUUCCGAGGGAAGAGAUGGAAAAGUUGGAGGGUAUGGUGGUGGGUAAGGUAACGGGCGUGGAUCCUAAGUUUGUCGCCACUGUGUGUGGAAGUUACCGACGUGGUGCGACAUCUAGUGGUGACAUUGACGUGCUGGUGACACACCCGUGUUUCACCUCUGAGACGAAAAAAACUUUAAAAUUAAACGAAAUCGUCAAAAGUUUGGGUUCGUUUAUCACAGACACAUUGUCGAUGGGAGACACCAAGUUUAUGGGGGUUUGCUCACUAGAGGGAACCGUACAUCGACGAAUCGAUAUUCGAUUAAUUCCUCACGACCAAUACUUUACCUCACUCUUAUAUUUCACGGGAAGCGACAUUUUCAACAAACGCAUGCGUACGUUUGCCCUCGAACAAGGGUUCACCAUCAACGAGUAUUCCGUGCGACCCCAGGGGUCAACGGGCGUGCCGGGAAAUCCCCUGCCUGUAACAUCGGAACGAGAUAUAUUUGAAAUUAUCGGGAUGAAAUAUCUAGAACCUUCGCAACGAAGUGAAUGAUGAUGUCAUAAUUGUUUGUUCAUUGUUACUUUAACAUGUAUUGUGAUGUAAUAAUGUUGUCGUGUCCUCCAGA